This is a messenger RNA of Aspergillus melleus, 1077 nucleotides long. RefSeq lists its product as uncharacterized. NCBI's taxonomy places the organism in Eukaryota, Fungi, Ascomycota, Eurotiomycetes, Eurotiales, Aspergillaceae. The transcript has a single exon. The record is from RefSeq and is a predicted model, not a curated record. Bases 1 to 1077 code for a protein of 358 amino acids.
AUGUCCACCAGUACAUCCGAAUGUGCUUCAAGCCUGCCUGUACCUCCGCGUCAGAACGAAGACGCACACCACCAGGCAUGGACCGACUGGGCGAGAAGAGCUCCAGGACAAAAGCUCACCUCGGAGAAAGAGAGAUACGCCUUAGCAUGCGGGGCUGAGGUACAGCAAGCUGUGAAAGCUGGCCAUAUCAAACCCGAACACGCCCGCAAGGCUUACGAAAUAAUUAUACUGACCGCACAUCGCGAGUCCGAUAUCAACCCGCGUGCUAAGAACCCCAAAAGCUCAGCCACCGGCAUACUGCAGCAAACCACAAGAUUCCAUGAGCGGAGUCCACGGAAUCCCGCCAGCGUCCGGAAGGUGCCGCUCACAGCGGAACAGCGCAUGGAUGUGCGGACGGCUGCUGGGUUCUUCCUCAGGCAGCUCGCCCACACACGCAACUGGCAUGAGAUGAAGAUCCAGGACGCGGCGUACCAGGUGCAGAAAUUCCCUCUCAAGGACAUGCACCGCUACGCGGACCCCGAGAUCACUAGGGAGGCUGUCUGCCUGGGUGGUGCUUUAUACCCCGGGCAACCGUCGAUGAUCGAUAACGCGGUAUAUUCGGACAGGGAGAAGGCCAAACUCAGUUGCCCCAGUUCCAGUCACUUCGGUUGUCCUGUCGGCGGCCGCGAUGAGGACACUCCCGAGCCAUCGGAGCAAACAGAGCCAUCGGAGCAAAUAACUGGCGACGGGAUCCCGUUCCCCAAGCUUCAUGUUCCCACGGAUGUUCCAUCUAUCGACUUGACACCAAAAGAUCCCAUGCCAAAGGAGGCCCGCGAAAAAUGGGAUCACGCGAUAAAGACGGGCAGUACAGGUGUCGGGACUGCGAUAGUCGGAAUGGGAGCAGGGGCGGCUCUGGGGGCAGCCACGGCAGGAGGUGUUACGGUCGUCCCAAGUGGUGCAGGACUAGCUCUUGCAUUCAAUCUCCUUCAUCCUGCGGGUCAAGUCGGUGCCUUGGUAGGGCUCGGCGUUGCUGGGACGUGCUGGGCGUGGACUUAUUUCACUCGUGACGACGAUGAAGUUCAGGGGCCCUCUGAGUAG